Molecule: messenger RNA, 1923 nt
Organism: Plasmopara halstedii
Lineage: Eukaryota; Oomycota; Peronosporomycetes; Peronosporales; Peronosporaceae
Exons: 6
Coding region: 1-1923 (640 amino acids)
Source: RefSeq, a predicted model, not a curated record
AUGAAGGAAAGCGCUCUCGAAGAGCGUCAACGGAGACUUGAACUGAGUCAAAGUGUUCGAAGGCCAAAUUUUUCAACUGCAGCUUUGCAAGCGUAUCUCGCAAAUGAUAACGAUGCAAAAUCGGUUGACAAUCAGCCUUAUGAGCGAAAAGCGGCAACUGAAAGCCCAUUGUCACGCUUUCGGAAGCAUAUAACCCUGUCCCAUAUGCUCCCCAACCAAUUUAGUGAUGAGAAAUCCUUAUCUCGAAGUGAUACCCAAAAUGUACAAAGAAUUGGAUCAUCACUAAACUUGGCUCAAUGUCUUAUGCAUAAAAUCAACGAAGCGAAAAGUUUGCGACUGACAGGGGUAACGAGUGAUGUUCAUAUCAGCAAACACAACAAUUCGGAAAUUGUAAGCAUCGGUUCUCAAAGUUCAAUCGUUUCAGGUUCCAACAGGAUUCAAUCAGUCAAAGAAGCCAUGCCAUCUUUGCCUAUCACUUCCGACUUGAAUAAAUGUCCGAAUUUACCUUCGACAGGAGCAGGUUUGAUUGCUACUCCACCUGUUCCACAUUCAAAGCCAGUCAUGCCCGCCAUUCCACAUUUAUUAUCUGCAUCGACGCCAGAGAAAACAGACAAAAGUGAAAGUCCUUUCGAUGCAGCUACGAGAAAUAAAGCACCACAAACGAAUACAAUAAGUUGUACCAGUACAAGUGAGACGAAUGGUGCUGCAUUUAAUCAGCAGAUAUUGCGGAAAACCCAAAGUUCUAAAGACGACGAAUACAACCCAAAGUGUGAGAGGCACAACCAUAACAGUCAGAUGUUUGCCAUUGAGAAACAAAAUGCUGAUGUUGUGUUUUCUGUAGCAAAUGCGAAUUCCAUUUCGCAGCGUAAAAUAGAAAUGAAAACAUCGCACGAAAUCAAUUCAAAGUGCAGCUUGGAGAAUAAUAGUGAAGCUGAUGUUCAAAAUUCUUGUACAGAAUCUUUCGAGUCAAGUCACAUUACUCACUGUCCUUGGAUUGAUCAUGAACUGAUUUUUCUUGAAGAAGGUCGAGGGAUGGGUGGUCAUGAUAAUUUAUUACAAAUGGAAUACAGUGUGAAUCAGGAUGAGGUGGUAUGGAAGCGUCACCAGCAUGUUAUACAACAAGUAGAGCACAAACGGAUCUUGAAGCUGCGAAAAAUACGACAGAUUGGCUUUAAAACUCAAAAUCAAUUGACCCUCAGAGUUGAUUGCAACAAGACUCCAGAUUUAAUCGAGAAUAGUAUCUUGGAAGGGGCCAAAGUGAGCACAACACCAGCCUUUGAGAAAGCAGGAGCUAAAUCAGCCAAUUUAGAGCUUACAAACCGAGGGAUGCUUUUUCGAAAACGGAAACUGUCUCGUGUCCACUUUUCUAAUCGCAAUUGUAGUCGCCGUGAAUCGAAAUUUCGUUGUACAAAAAGAUUUCUUAUAAAUUGCAAGAAGUACAUUCACUCGCAAAAUACUGCACGACCACGUCGUGAUAAAACACGCAUCAAGCAAAGCAAGAAAACCGAAGCAAAACAUACUCAAUUUCAAGAUAAUAACAAACCAAAAACGGAGCAAUGCGACCAAACGAAAAUAGCUGAGAUUGAACGAAUGAAUCGAAACGUGAAGCAAAUCUUGAAUGCUGAUGUUACUUCAAAGCCAGACACUCCUAGCCAAUUCAUUGUUUUCUCAGAAAAUACUCUACCAUCGAAUGGAUCAAAUUCAAAGCUUUCACGAAAUGACUUGAUCACCAUGGGCGAUCUAGCGUUGGCCAGAAAUUUGCUUUGUAAUGUUAAUCCGUGUCAUACAACGAACGAUUCGUUUGAGGUCAAAUACCAAAACGAAUUUAUUCCCAUGACAUUAUCAGUACAUAAGGUGAUCAUUCAGCAACCAGAAGGUAGGAAAGAUGAAAAAAAUAGGGAUGAAGUUCUCGAAGCUCCGUAG